Molecule: messenger RNA, 1176 nt
Organism: Symbiodinium sp. CCMP2456
Lineage: Eukaryota; Dinophyceae; Suessiales; Symbiodiniaceae
Source: the annotation of a GenBank genome assembly
GUUGUAGGCCAGGCUUCGCAGCUUGCACCGGGCGGCUAUGGCAGCUACGGCUAUCAGCCAUCUCCCGGCUUUGUCACCCAGGUGCCACCUGGGGUUGCACUGCCCGGCGGGUAUGCGCAACAGCAGCCGUCGCCCAUGGGGUUUCAACAGGCGGAGGUGCACAAGCUAAGUCCACCAGCUGCUGGCAAGAAGCUGUUCGGGCAGGACAAGGAAGACAAGGCCCUGGGUGGUAUCAUCCUGACCCUGUGUGACGGAUCCUCCUACGAUCCGAUCUUCAAGGAGAUGUCGCAGUCCGACGACGACGGUACUGUUGUGGCCGUAUAUGCCGUGGCGAUGAGGAGUGCCGAGGAACUCGGCAAAGCCAUCGAGGAGGGCCACACGUCGAAGCCGGAGCUGGCAGAGCUUCUCAAGGAUCUUCAGGCCGUCCCGAAAGAGAAGGUUGUGUUCAACUGGGAAUGCUGCAGCGGCUGCAGCGAGGCGGGCUUUCCGCACGGAUUCGCCCUGCAGUAUCCCGCGCAGCGAGCACCGAGCAUCGUGAAGCUCCACCAGGCGCCGAUGAACGUGAAGCUGGCGAAGCUAGCUCUCGAUCGCGGAUACAUGGUGAUGUUUGCGGACUUCAGCCUCAAGGCGCUCAUCGCCAGCUGGAGCGAGGAAUUGCUCGGCCCGAAACCUUUCCGACAGCUGGGCGUCACGCAAGGCAAACUCCGGCUCACAUUCUCGCCAGAGACCUUGAAGCAGAGCUCCUCCAAGCAGCUCGUCAAGGUCGGGGAGCUGUGCACCACCGGCACCGCCGAUAUCAAUGCGAUGGGUUCAACCAUCGUCUAUGGAGUGGUUGACGAGGCGGAGAAGCGCGCACAUUCCAGUGGCGCCUACAAGCUGCAGAGGCUCACGGAGGCCGCCGCGCUCGGAGACCAAGGGCCAUCCUCGGCGGGGCACGUGAUGCUGACCUACCCCAGUGGCGGCCGACUUCUGACCAGCGCGGGCCACUGGAAGGAGCUGGCAUACCUGGGCGGGGUCUCCGAAGAGGGCCUGCUGCGCGUGGCAGAGCAGCGAUUCGGCCAGGCAUAUUCGGCACAGAUGCAGACCAGCCUGCAGCAGUGCAAGAGCGAGUUCGCCCGGCAACAGAUGCAGCAGGGCUUUGCCUCUGCUUGUGUCCAGAGCUACACGCCCUACUAA